AGCAGCCACAGAAGAAGCAAGCAACAUCUGUGAUUUGCACGGAUGAACCGAAGGAGAGAAUCGAGAAAUUUCCGGAACGCGAGAGAGUUUGAAGUCUCCGUCGUUGCUCCUAAAGGGCGGUGUGAAUCAAGAUCGUUCCGAUGGACCUGACCACUUCAUCUUCUCCGCCCUCGUCGACUUCAAACACCCUGUGCAAUAUGAAGUGAUGCUCAGACAUUGUUGGUGAUGAAAGAAGUAUGUAUGUGCGUACGUAGCCCCUGUCUUUCAGAUUCUAUCUAUAGAGAACUCAUGCUGCCAGAGUGCCCGACAACCGUGUCAACACUUCUUUUUUUCUACAACCAACCGAGUCGACACUUCAUGUAGAUGGAUGGAGAGAAAAGAGGAAGAAAAGAUGGAGGUCAAAAAACCCACAGGCAACAGACCAAGGCUCAAAUGGAAGCCCCCACCACAAGGAUUGAUAAAAUGCAAUACUGAUGGUGCUUGGCACAAGGAUCAUCAAUAUCAGGGUAUUGGUUGGGUGAGCAGAGACCAUACAGGUCGCUUGCUGUGGGCAGGAGCUAAGCGGUUACAGGGUGUGGGAUCUCCAAUAGAAACCGAAGCACUGGCGCUAAGGUGGGCAGUACAAACGAUGGUUCGAUUUGGAUAUAAACAUGUCUUGUUUGAAACAGAUUCUUUGGUCCUUGCCAAGAUGAUAACAGGCAAGGAGGAGACAUGGCCGAAACUGAAACCACUCAUUCAGGAGAUCUCCCACACUCUCUCGGCGAACCGUGGCUACAAGAUCGAGUACUCUACUCGUGAUAGUAACAAAACGGCAGAUAGGAUAGCGAAGGAAGCUCUUUCUUUUAUGAAUUAUGUUCCCAAGUUGUAUUCUAUUGUGCCACAGUGGUUAAAAGUUGUAAUAGAGGCUGAUAUGCCUUCUUUAGGAUCAAACAUUGAUGUAGGUCCUAAUUCUUAUGGUUAAUGAAAGUAGUUGUUGAGCCAAAAAAAAAAAAAACUUUAUGAGAAAAAGAAACAAUUUUUUAAUUUUU
Messenger RNA from Raphanus sativus (radish), 1028 nucleotides. RefSeq lists its product as uncharacterized. The record is from RefSeq and is a predicted model, not a curated record. The transcript is spliced from 3 exons. Gene Ontology annotation, molecular function: nucleic acid binding; RNA-DNA hybrid ribonuclease activity. The coding region runs from base 368 to 961 and encodes 197 amino acids. NCBI's taxonomy places the organism in Eukaryota, Viridiplantae, Streptophyta, Magnoliopsida, Brassicales, Brassicaceae.